Messenger RNA from Sodiomyces alkalinus F11, 1275 nucleotides. RefSeq lists its product as hypothetical. The record is from RefSeq and is a predicted model, not a curated record. NCBI's taxonomy places the organism in Eukaryota, Fungi, Ascomycota, Sordariomycetes, Glomerellales, Plectosphaerellaceae. The transcript is spliced from 7 exons. Bases 1 to 1275 code for a protein of 424 amino acids.
AUGCACAAAACCAGAACCCACAAGCAUAGGCCCAGGCGCCCGGUCUGGGGCGACUGGAGCGACUGGAUUUGGUCUCCUGAACACGGCACUUACUAUCGUGCCCGCCAGGAUUCAGACGGUAAUUGCGAGUACGACUUUCACCCUGGAGGUGGUGCGACUGCCGACGAGAUCCCCCGGCAAGCUCAAGCUGCAGCCGGAGAUCCAAGCAUUGAGGACAUCACCCACGGCAUAAACCAACUAUCUGCCACGUCCUAUUCAUACUCUCCCGAGAGCGCUUACGCUCAUAGCUCGGAAAGCCCAGGGGGUCCGUCUGAACAGGCCGAGUACUCCUACACGCAGUCGAGGCAUGAUCCCGACGAAGAAGCGGUCGAGUCAGUUGAUCAAAAGGGGGAAGAGGCGGCCGAGCCAGUUGGUGAGAAGGGGAAAGAGAAGGAGGAGCCCUCUUACGACAACGACGAGACUGGAGUAGACGAUGUGAGACUUAAUAGAGCGGAGUCGACAGUAGCUGCGGCUUAUGGAUUGGACCAGGGCCAGUCGGCAGCAGAAAUUGACGACGACGCCGCUCUCCAGGCGGCAAUCAAUCUCAGUCGGGGUUUGAAUCAGUCGCGCGCGGGGGAAUCAUCAUCGACGGGGCAAGUGUACGCCUACGAGCCAUGUGAGGUGGGGGAGGACGAAGGUCCGUCAACGCCGAAGCCAUUCGACAUCAGGGGCACAGGAGGAGAGAUUGAGGCGCUUGAUCCACGAUACGUUGUUGAGCCAUCCAGCAGGUUUCAGCCGGGCGAGGUCUUCAAAGUCCUCUGGGCAGAACCGUCGGGAAACGUUGGUGGAACACCCACCAUUUCAGAUAAGAGGGCGUUGCAGGAUCAAUAUGGGGGCGCGAUUUAUGUGGGAUUCAGGCGGUACAUCGUCAUUGGGAACGAUGAAGGCCACUGCACUUGCGUGCCCAUCCUCACCUACGGAGGAAAAGCCUGCAAAAAGAAAGGAGUCAAGCCCCACAAGCACGGCAUUAUCUACGUUCAGGGCCACAGGCCGAAGCCGUUGGACAACGAGCCGAAGCUGGGAUUUUCGCCGGCACGGAUGAAAAUCGAAGCCGAAGGCGAGAAGCUGGCCAAGGAGUCCCGAGCCAACUACUCGAAACUGGUGACGGUGGAGCACAAUGUCAAGGUGUUCUUCAUCGGCCACAUCAUCCCCGAGGACUGGGAUAUUGUCCUCGACGCCGUCGACAAGUGCUGGGAGAACAAAAUUAAGCACCAACGCAGGAAGACCCGCAAGUGA